Pangasianodon hypophthalmus (striped catfish) is the source of this 1105-nucleotide messenger RNA. It is a transcript of the gene spp2, whose product is annotated as secreted phosphoprotein 2. The coding region runs from base 293 to 862 and encodes 189 amino acids. NCBI's taxonomy places the organism in Eukaryota, Metazoa, Chordata, Actinopteri, Siluriformes, Pangasiidae. Gene Ontology annotation, cellular component: extracellular region. The transcript has 6 exons. The record is from RefSeq and is a predicted model, not a curated record. Gene Ontology annotation, biological process: bone remodeling.
GGAUACAGGGAGAAAGACAGAGGUCUGAUUUCAAUAAAAUAAGCUCCCUAUUCCCUCCUCCUAGGGUGACUAGGCAAGAGAAAUGAAGCAGAGUUGAGUUUGAAAUGUAACACAAAAAAGUGACAAAUUAAAUGUUGUUAUAUGAAUCGAUGUGGCUCAUCAUAAGGGGAGUGGUUAGGGGAAGUGAGAUAGGGCUGAACUUUCGUGAAAUAGAACACAGCCGGAGGAGGGCUGUGGGGAUUUAAGGGUAGCGGCAGGUGCUACUGGCCACGAACUCCAGUUUGAUUGACAGAUGAAGAUGAGGUGCUGCGUUCUGCUCGUGCUCUUCCUCCAGUGCCUGGGAGGUUUAGGCCUCCCUCUAUUUGAACUGAGUUCUAAAGCAGAUGAGGCGCUGCGGAUGGCCCUGGACGAGAUCAACACUCGUUAUGCUCGGCAUCACCUCUACAGGGUGUCCAAGGCUACAGUCACAAGAGUUGUACCAUUGGGCACAAACAUGUAUGAUAUGAUGCUGAAAUUUGGGAUAAGGGAGACGGAAUGUCGGAAGGGCUCUGGGAUUGACCCUCAGGGCUGCGCCUACCGUAGAGGCUUCUUUGUGUUGGAGGCAGGCUGCCACAUCCGAACACGUUUGACUGAGAGACUCACUAAUAUAAUGUCCUUCAAAUGCAGCCCCGCACAAAGUUCCAGCUCCGAGUCCAGUGAAGAGGUGUGGACCGGAUGGCACUAUGAUCCAAAUCGCCUUGCUCGUAGAGACCCUGUACCUUCGACUGCAACUCCAAGCUCAGGUGUAGCUCCACCAGUACAUCCUGGGCGCCGUGGUGACAUCAAUGUUCAUGAAGAUUAUUUGAGCAACCAUCUGGAAUAACCACAGCCUUCUAAUUUUAACAGUAAAACGUGAGGAAUAUAUGCAUACAGACUCUGGAGAUUUAAGACUGAUUUUGUAUAGGUGCAGGGGCUACAAAGUUCUGGAGGUGCUACAUAACAUACAAUAUUACUUAAAAAUAUUUUGUUAAAAAUUUAUGCUAUAAAAAUUUCAGUAACAUAACCUGUCCACAUAGUGGGCUUCCUCUUUGACAAACAUUAAAAUAAACAGCGUCAUCUUGCUAUU